UGCAGACUGCUUCUACAAACAUUUGUGAAAGAAUGGGUCAUUCUCAGGAGCUCAUUAAAUUCAAGCAUGGUACCGUGAUAGGUUGCCACCUGUGCAAUAAGUCCAUCCGUGAAAUCUCCUUGCUACUAAUUAUUCCACGUUCAACUGUUAGUGGUAUUAUAACAAAGUGGAAGCAAAUGGGGACAACAGCAACUCAGUCACAAAGUGAGUGGGUUCAGCACAUGCUAAAGCGCACAGUGCACAGAAGUCGCCAACUGUCUGCAGAAUCAAUAGCUAAAGACCUCGAAACUUUAUGUGGCCUUCAGAUUAACACAACAGUGCAUAGAGAGCUUCAUGGAAUGGGUAUCCAUGGC
Messenger RNA from Staurois parvus, 353 nucleotides. The record is from the annotation of a GenBank genome assembly. Lineage: Eukaryota; Metazoa; Chordata; Amphibia; Anura; Ranidae.